UUCGGAGUCCAGCCCAGCAGACAGCGGUCGUUCACAUUUCGAACCCACAAAAACAAAUUAAAAUAAAAAUUAAAAAAAAAGGUAAAAAAGAAGGGACACGCAACAAGAUUUUUAGAGAGAGAAAGUAGAGAGAGAGAGAGAUCCGAAACACACAGAUCUCUCUCUGCUUGUCUGAAGCGAAAGUAGUGUGUUGUUUGGAUUGGACGAAUCAGGAAUGGCUGGGUACAGAGCUGAGGACGACUAUGACUACCUCUUCAAGGUGGUGCUGAUCGGGGACUCCGGUGUGGGCAAGUCCAACUUGCUCUCCAGGUUCACUCGCAACGAGUUCAGCCUGGAAUCCAAGUCCACCAUCGGGGUGGAGUUCGCCACUCGGAGCUUGAACGUGGAUGGCAAGGUUAUCAAGGCCCAGAUUUGGGACACCGCUGGCCAAGAAAGGUACCGUGCCAUAACCAGUGCUUACUACCGAGGGGCUGUUGGUGCACUGCUUGUGUACGACGUGACAAGGCAUUCCACUUUUGAAAGUGUCGAAAGGUGGUUAAGGGAGUUGAGGGAUCACACCGAUCCAAACAUUGUGGUGAUGCUCAUUGGCAAUAAAUCAGAUCUUCGUCACCUUGUGGCAGUCUCAACUGAGGAUGGGAAAUCCUUUGCUGAGAGGGAGUCCCUCUUCUUCAUGGAGACUUCUGCUCUUGAAGCAACCAACGUCGAUAACGCAUUUGCCGAAGUUCUUACGCAGAUCUACCGUAUCGUUAGCAAGAAGGCCAUGGAGACUGGAGAUGAUGCAGCUGCUUCAGCUGUUCCUUCCAAAGGAGAGAAAAUUGAUGUCAGUACAGAUGUUUCAGCUGUGAAGAGAGUUGGGUGCUGUUCCACCUAGGGGUUUCAAUCUGUGGGAUGUGGCUGCUUCGUUUUUGCUGCAUCUUGUUUCCAUGUACACUACGAUUAUGUAAAAAUUUUUAACAGAAGAUGCCUACAGUAGGAGGGAGAUAGGCCAGAUCUGUUUCAUUUUACUGUCAAUUUUUUUUUUUUUUUUUUUGGUGAUGAUCGAAAUUUUUAGCAGUAAUUGUUUAAGAACUGGGUAUUACAUCCAUUGCUUUCAAUCCGGUGCUGACCUGGAUGGGCUCAAAUCCGCACCAAAUAGUCUUUUCCGAUCCAUUAUGAAAA
Messenger RNA from Alnus glutinosa, 1158 nucleotides. RefSeq names its product ras-related protein RABA1d. Gene Ontology annotation, cellular component: endosome. The coding region runs from base 215 to 871 and encodes 218 amino acids. The transcript has 2 exons. Gene Ontology annotation, molecular function: GTPase activity; GTP binding. The record is from RefSeq and is a predicted model, not a curated record. NCBI's taxonomy places the organism in Eukaryota, Viridiplantae, Streptophyta, Magnoliopsida, Fagales, Betulaceae.